Molecule: messenger RNA, 219 nt
Organism: Symbiodinium pilosum
Lineage: Eukaryota; Dinophyceae; Suessiales; Symbiodiniaceae
Source: the annotation of a GenBank genome assembly
GAGGAGCAAGUGGAGGAGAAUGCUGCUGGGGUGGUGAAGAAGAAACAUCAGUUUCGGGUGGCAGCACGGGCGCACUUGCAGCGAUUGGACUCCCUCCUGCAAGACUUCUCUGGCAACGGGUUGGCACAGUUUGUGCCCGAGGAGCACUAUGCGAAGCUAUAUGCCGAGGCAACUGAUUCCAAGAAGAAGGCCAUGGAUGAGAUCUCGAACAAGCGGUGA